GGUCUUCCCCCUCACGCACAGCCUAACUUCUAGACCUAACACGCUAGUACGGCCUUACCUGUUAUAAUCAUCUCCAACCUCUGCAACUCGCAGAAUUAACGAAAAAGACAUCGUUUUAAGAAGCACCCUUCUUUUUAUUUCUUUCCUUCUAUUUUUCCUCGAGUGAUUGUUUGAUCUGAAGUUAGAACUCCGGAUGGGCUAUUGAUAUGAUUUAUCAGUCGGAUUUUAUCGCUAACAGUUUCAUUGGUGCGGUUCCUCACUGGUUAAUUUUGGGUUGGCCUCUACUGCGUGUUGCUUAACGAUUUUGAUCACCAAGUUUGAGUUUUGUUGGACUUAGUUUGAUUAUGCUUCAAUCUGGUCGGUUUUUGGUUUGUGUGAUUGUUGUAAACCCCCCCCCCCCGGGGUGGAUGUUAGUUUGUCUCUGCUUUAGACUCGCGGAAAAGAAUAAUAUAAAAUAAGUUGUUGCUUGUGGUGGAUAAGAAGGACUUAAAAAGCUUAAACGGUUUGCGGUAAUGUGUUCCGUGCAAGUCAUUCCUUCGGUUUUCUUCAACUUCUGUUGAUCGUUUCAUGAGAAAUCGUCCUGGCAUUUAUUGAUUAUUCUUACUUCAGCUUCAAAGGUUCCUCUCAGAUCGAUGUUUGCCUCAACUUUGUUCUUUCUAUGAGAUUGCUACUUUCGUAGCCCCUCCCUUUCCUUUCGACCUACCUUAAUUGGUUAGGCAUGGUCUUCCUCUUUCACCAGUCAUGCGCACUUGAAUUUGGCUAUAACUCUUUUAUUUUCCCACACCUCACAUCCCGUCCUCCGUAUAUUUGCGGGCUAGUUAUAUGAAUCUUUGUUUAAUUGAAUCGAGGAUUCCAAGUUUGAUUGUCAAGGGUCUGAUUUAACUUAAUCAAGGGGUGAUUGACUCCGAAUUAGUGUAAUGCUGGGAUUUAUUAUCUCGGAAAAGUUUGGGAUACUGCUAUCUGUCUUUCGUUGUGAUUGUUUGGACUGUUUGUGAACUCCGCGGAAUAAUGUACCUUUUCAAUUCUUGUUUCAGGCAUAUGCGCUGAUCUUGCUUCCUGACAUGAGCUGCUUGUGCUUCAUCUGUUGCCGGCAUGGAGAUCGUAUGAUCUGUGCCCAUUGUAGUUCUCAGAUAUUUAUCAUGUCCUUGACUUUCUCUGUACCUACAGCAGAGGAAAUGGUGGUUUCAAUGUCUCAUAUGUGGAUGCCCCUGUUAGAUACAUAGUCUGAGAUUCUUACAAGUUUAGAAUUACUUGAGUAGGAUUACUGCAUUGCAGGUUUAGUUGCAAACAGGUAGCAUAAAAUCUUGAAUAGUGAAACGGAUCAGGGUGGAGGCUGAGAUUCCCCUAGUCAGUUGAAGAUUGUAUAUAAAGGACCACACUGAGGAAUGGGAUUGAUACCAUAAGCAAACCACUUAUUUCUUUAGGAAAAUCAGAAUUUAUAUUACACUAGUGAUGGGCUUGCCACAGAUACCCUUGAGUGCAACUGCAGAAGAAGUUGCACCAGCGACAGCUGUUUUGCAUAGCUCUCCACAGUUUUCUGAUGUAAGCUCCUCUAAUAUUGACAAUGUGCAUAGUGGAAGUACUAGUGGACUGGCUGCAUAUCCUCGGGGUCCCCCAUUCAUUGAUUUCCCAAAGAAAGCCUCAUUGGAAAUUUCAAAUACAUCUGAUAAUAUGUGUUAUUAUAGAGGAGCCAUUGAGGUCACUUCUAAUGUGCACAGCCUGAAUAUUGGCUCGUCGGACAGCAGUUGCUUCUGUGCUUCAAGAAAUGGGCGAAGUAUUCACACCCCGGCUUCUAGAAUUGUGGGUUUUGAAUCUGGCCCAACAAGUUCUUCAACUGAUGGGUUGACUGGAGCUUCAGCUGCUAAUCUUCAUUCUUCUGCUGCUAGUGAUGUCACAGCCAAUGAUACUGAACCUGCCAGUUCAUUGGCGAGGAAGCGACUACUAUCACCAUUGAGCAGUAUGCUCUCUCCACGCAAUUUCAAAGGUGAUGCCCUUGACAUAGGGUGCAGAAAUAUGGAGAGUGGCUCCCUUGUCAAGAGUGAUAAUUUCAAAAGUACUGCUGCACCAGAUAACAAGAAGGCAAAUAUUGGAAGUAAUAGCAGCAGUAACAUGCCUUCUUGGUCCUUGUCAAGUUGCUUGGAGCAAAAAAACAUUCCCCUCAAGACAGAAUCCCUUUUUAUCGGCGAUGGUCCUCUGCUGGAAAAUAGGGAACCAUUAUCCCAUUGUAGUCGUCCUUCCACGCCUGCAGUUGACCACUAUAGGGAAGCAAUGCAAAUAAAACUACCAAGCGACAUGAUGCCCAUAUCCCCUAUAGUGAACUCACCUCCACUUUCCUUCUCGCCUCUUGGUCCUAAAUUUUCUGAAAGGUUAAGUGCAAUGGGAGGUUGUAGGAGUACUAUUAUAGAAAAGAAGAAUUGCAGUAUUACCCUAAAAAAUAUAGAAAACUCUCUGGACAAAUCUAAUUUAUGCCUUCAGAAAGAUAAAUUAAAUAUUGCAAGUAAAUCAUUUGAAGAUGUUGGUAUUUUGUGCAAAGACUUUUGUCCAUCUUCUUUGGAUGAUAGUGCUGAUACAAGUUGGCAAAUAGCUCAAGAAUUAGUGCCCACCUCUCACUCCAUGAGGUUCAGCAGAAGUUUGAGUGGGCUGCCAAUAAGGAGGUCCUUGGUUGGUUCAUUUGAGGAGUCUCUUUUAUCUGGCCGCUUCUUAUCUGGAAGCUUAAGUAAGAGAAUUGAUGGUUUUCUUGCUGUGCUAAGUAUUACUGGGGGAAACUUUUCUCCAAAGUCACAAAAGCUUCCAUUUUCAGUGACUAGUGUUGAUGAAGAUUGCUACCUUCUGUAUUAUGCAUCAAUAAAUCUUGCUGGAAAUUCGUCACCAAACAAGGCUAGAGGCCAACAACUGAAACGAGGAAUCAGCAGUGAUGAUUCACAAAUUGUCAAAAGUCGCUUGCGUAUUCCCAUGAAAGGACGGAUACAAUUGGUUUUAAGCAAUCCAGAGAAGACUCCCCUUCACACUUUCUUCUGCAAUUAUGAUUUGAGCGACAUGCCAGCUGGUACCAAAACGUUCUUGCGACAGAAAGUUACCCUCGAAUCAUCCAGUUCAGCUUCCUCUCAGCCAAAGCAAGGUCCAACAACUCCAAACAGUGGAAUCAUGGGUAAGGAGAUCCCAGAAAAACAAAGUAUCAUGACCCACAAUGUUGAUGAUGGAUGUAGUUCUGAUAAAUGCAAGAAGGAUGACAGAAAGGAAUCAUUCUGGGAGAGAACAUGUGAAGAACCCAGGAAAUCAUUGCACUCCUGUUCAAAAGUUAACGAGAAUAGUAGCAGUGCUGGUCCACUUCGUUAUGCUCUUCACCUCCGGUUCAUUUGCCCUUUCCCUAAAAAGACUACAGGAACAUCACUUCAGAAAUCCCGAGCUAAUUCACUUCCAGAAAAAACUGCAUUGUGUGUGGAAGGGGAUCGGAGAUUUUACUUGUAUAAUGAUCUGAGGGUUGUGUUCCCUCAGCGGCAUUCAGAUGCAGAUGAGGGCAAGUUGAAUGUGGAACACCAUCGUCCUGAGAAUCCAAGAUACUUCGACAUCAACUGAAAACCAAAAAAAAAUUGAGUUUUCCCUCCUCCAAAGAAUGCUGCUUUUGCUGCUGACCAUCUUCUGUGCAGUAACAUGUUGGUCGUCGGUCAUGUCUGUUGGAAAUGACACUAACCCCCUUUACUCCUCCUGUAAAUACUUUGGUUUUUAAAUAAUUUGAUGGAUUAAGUUAGUUGAUACUGACCACCUCCUUAUAAUCAAGGAUCUGGACUUUGGUCUCCGCCAAACCGUUGUGGAGACAGGAGACCCAUAUUGAGCCUUUCAAAGAAGUUUGCUUUUGUGACUACUGAUUAUACCCAAAGGCUGAAGUGAUUAAAAAUUAAACUGC
Neltuma alba is the source of this 3904-nucleotide messenger RNA. RefSeq lists its product as uncharacterized. Bases 1453 to 3576 code for a protein of 707 amino acids. NCBI's taxonomy places the organism in Eukaryota, Viridiplantae, Streptophyta, Magnoliopsida, Fabales, Fabaceae. The record is from RefSeq and is a predicted model, not a curated record. The transcript is spliced from 6 exons.